AUGACCUCCAAAAACCUGGAAAAUAUGAUUCAGAAGACAGAACUAAUCAAACCCCUACUGCCAGAAACAAACCCAGCCGAAGCAACUUCUGCCCAAUUAUCCCAACUUACCCCCAAAAUCUUAGACCAUAUCAUGGCCGUCAUGGCCCCACAGCUAGAACAACUCUCCUCAACAUUCAACUUGCUAUCCCACUCCCUGGAAGAAGUUGUCAAAACACGCCAGAAAAUCGACGAACGUGUAGACCUAGACCGAGACAUCAAUGCAGCAGCAGACCAAAUCACAAAUGCAACAGACAUAUAUAGCGCCAUUGAAGACUGUCACACCUCUAUCAACCUCCUCAUCCCCUCGCUUGAAUUGACACAGGAAUAUAUCCACUCACUCUCAAUGCAGCUCCUGACUCAACCCAACCCCUCCCCACCUACUGCCUCAAAACUGCCAUUAUUCAGCAAAAUCACAACAGCCUAUACCAUAGACCCAAUGAUAAGGCUACACACCUCCUGCAGCAGCCCACCAAAUUUCCAAGUUUUUGCUCAUCAAACCCACCUGCCCCCAAACACAGCCAGCAGAACUCACCAUCAGAUACCCCCAAUAGAUGAAGCCCUAGCAAGGGCCACCUUACGCGCUAGACAAAUCCUCUUAGACCCCAUACCCGGCAACCUAGUCUUCCCUCUUGAUAUCAGCCAUGAAGAUACCCUAAGCAAGAUCCACACCACCAUUCAAACCACCCUCACCCAACAACCAUGA
Molecule: messenger RNA, 744 nt
Organism: Suillus paluster
Lineage: Eukaryota; Fungi; Basidiomycota; Agaricomycetes; Boletales; Suillaceae
Exons: 1
Coding region: 1-744 (247 amino acids)
Source: RefSeq, a predicted model, not a curated record